GAUUCAUAUCGGAUACUUUACUAACCAGACCGUGUUUCUACGAUACGAAACAAGACAACAUGUCUAAAUUGUAUAGACGGAUCGCAACUACUUUGUGUGCCAUUGUAGGAACAUUUAUCAUCUUCCAGUUCAUGACAACAUUUUGUUUUAACAACCACGAUAAGAAAGAUAGCAUUCAAUUCAAGAAUGACAUCAGGACACAUAAUCAGCGCAGGAAUGAAAAACGAGUAAGUCGGGGCGUUUACAGUGAAGAUAUCACCAUCGUGACAGCAUAUUUUGACCUUGGAACUUUUCGAAAAGGCAACAAAAAUUCUCGAAUAUUCACCAAACAAAUGUAUGAAAGGCGCUUGGGGGAAUAUGGCCGGCUCAUGAAUAACGUAGUGGCAUUCUUCGAUGACAAACACAUUUAUGAGACGUUUAAAACGAUCCGCGCGACACAAGAGAAGAAAACAAAGAUAUUUCUGAUCAACAGGAAGGCGCUGAGGAGUUUUCAAGUGAUUAAUAAAGUGAGGGAGAUCCUUUCGUAUAAAGGCUACCCACAGUUUCAUCCCAAUACGGUUGUGCCUGAAUAUGGCUGCUCAAUGAAUGCCAAGUAUGAACUUGUCGAGUUAGCUGCAAAGGAGAAUGUGUUCAAUACAUCUUAUUUCGCAUGGUUUGAUGGAGGAUUUUUUCAAAACCAGACUGACCACCUUCCAUUUAAGUUGGCUACCCCGCCAGGAUUUGACCAAUCGAAGGUUGGCUACGGCCAGAUGUUGCCUUUAAACAGCAAGCUGUCUCCGCAAGAGAUAUUCUUGACUAACCAAUAUUCUCUGUGUGGAUGUGUAUUCAUCGCCAGGCGUGACGUCAUGCUAAGAUGGACAAAAUUGUAUCGAUUCUACGCGGACCUAUUUUUAAACCGAGGGCUGGCCAGCACUGAUGAACAGGUCCUUUAUGCAAUGUUUUCCGACAAAAUUGACAAACCAACAAUUCGAAUUCAACGGUAUUGGGAAAGGCCAGCUAAAAAUGUUUGGAGUGUUUUGGGCUAUGUAAUGAAAGACAGCUGGAAGAAUCACCAACUCGGUAAUACUGCUUGACAAUUAUUUUACCGCUUGUAACCAAAGAAGAAAGGGCACUUUCGACAAAUUUGGAUGAAAUCUUGAGGUUAUUUAUUUUCGCGUGUAUCAAGGAGGAUACCGCGGUGGCGUCACGGCUUUUCCAAGAUGGCGCUGCAUAUUGUAAACAAACUCUAUCCACGGCCAAGGGAAAAUCAAGUCAUCAAAUAAAGUUCGAUUUUUCGCAUCAAAUCAGAGUUAUUAGUACUUUUCUGCUAUGAAAUAAGUCUUCAGACAAUAAUUUAUAAUUUG
Messenger RNA from Lineus longissimus, 1343 nucleotides. RefSeq lists its product as uncharacterized. NCBI's taxonomy places the organism in Eukaryota, Metazoa, Nemertea, Pilidiophora, Heteronemertea, Lineidae. The coding region runs from base 60 to 1073 and encodes 337 amino acids. The record is from RefSeq and is a predicted model, not a curated record. The transcript has 2 exons.